Messenger RNA from Amblyraja radiata (thorny skate), 3008 nucleotides. RefSeq names its product transcription elongation regulator 1 like (gene tcerg1l). NCBI's taxonomy places the organism in Eukaryota, Metazoa, Chordata, Chondrichthyes, Rajiformes, Rajidae. The record is from RefSeq and is a predicted model, not a curated record. Gene Ontology annotation, molecular function: RNA polymerase binding; transcription coregulator activity. The transcript is spliced from 12 exons. Gene Ontology annotation, cellular component: nucleus. The coding region runs from base 96 to 1802 and encodes 568 amino acids.
GCAACUUCUAGGCCAGGACAGAAAUUCUUGGAUUGUCUCAUCAUGUUGUACAGCUUCUCUACUCCUUUUUUUUAUACACUGCUCCUCAAUUGAUAAUGUUUGUGAAGGGUAACACUCUGGGACUGUGGGAUGUAAGGUGUAGGAUGUUUCCUGUGCCACUUUCGAAAGGGCAACAACAUCACAUCUGGCCGAUGACUGAAGAGCCCCCUGCUUGGAUUUUGACUGCGCCGGCUGCACCUGGUCUUUUUAGAAUCAUUGGCCCUCCACAUCUUCAUCCUUUGACUUCUCCACGUGCCCCUCCUGAAUUUCUACAAGCUCCAUCAGCAUGGCAGAUUCCAUAUGAUUCUUUCAUUCCUUUGAUGGUGCUGCCUUCUCCACCAGAACCAGCUGUUGUUCAGCUUCCACUUUCAACUAUGCAGUGGGAGCAAAUUGUGCAUCCACCAAUCGUAGGACUUCCUCUGCCUGUUGGUGUGGACGUCAUCUCCAUCGUUCCACAUGUGCACAGCUCUCCCCGGAGACCAUCAAGUAAGAGCUGGGUGGAUAAACGAACGCCUCAUUGCAAAGUUUAUUUAAAUAAUGCGAUUGCUGUGGAAUCGAACUGGGGAAAGCCAGAGGAUAUGAAAUUUUUCCAUGGAUAUAAAAAGCCCAUUUUAAAAACAAAUCGAGUUGCAGUGGCACUCUCAUCAGUCGCCAAACCUACAUCAUCGCCAGGCGCCAGACCCUUUCUCUUGGUAACACCUCAAUCCAUAACUGCGACACCCUCCACAUUCCCGAGUGCUCAAUUGCUCAGACAGAUUUAUUGUCUCCAGCCAGGUUUGGGCAGAAGAAAUUGUGGCCAACCCGCAACAUGUGACAUCAAAGGCAUUGGCCAAUUUGAUGCAAGGGACCCAAGCAUCGAUAAAGAGAAAGGGUCUUACCAGAAAUCAUGUACCAAGGCUUCCAGUGCAAUAUCAGGAGUGAAAAAAGAAUCAAAUGUGAAUUCUGAAGAGAAUAAUUUAAAGAAAGCCAUCGGUGAGAAGAAAACAGUACGUCACCAGACCAAGCCUGUGGCAUCCACUCCUGUACCUGGAUCCCCAUGGUGUGUUGUCUGGACUGGAGAUGACCGUGUAUUUUUCUUCAACCCCUCAAUACAACUGUCAGUGUGGGAUAAGCCAGUGGAACUUGAAGGCCGAGGUGACAUCAGCACAAUUAUUCAAGACCCUCCUCAUAAGCGCAAAAUAGAAUUGGCCACAUCAAAAGAUGAAACUUCUAAUUAUGAAGAGGCAAAUGAAGAACACCUUAUGAAAACGAAAAGAAACAAAACUGAGCAGCCAGAGAUUGCUAAUCCAGCAAAGGAAGAAAUGGAUGGGAAAAACCUGGGAAAUACCCCACACAGAACUAUUGUCCCCUUGGAAGAACGCAUUAAUCAUUUCCGGGAUAUGCUUCUGGAGCGAGGGGUCUCCGCAUUUUCUACGUGGGAAAAGGAGUUGCACAAAAUAGUGUUUGACCCUCGUUAUCUCCUUCUAAACCCAGAGGAACGUAAACAGAUUUUUGAGCAGUUUAUCAAAGCAAGAAUAAAAGAAGAAUACAAAGAGAAAAAGUGUAAACUACUCCAGGCCAAAGAAGAAUUUAGAAAACUGCUAGAAGAAUCCAAACUCACACCCAGAUCCACGUUUCAAGAAUUUGCAGAAAAAUAUGGAAGGGACCAUCGAUUUCGAAUGGUACAAAAGAGGAAAGAUCAAGAACAUUUCUUCAAUCAAUUCAUAAAUAUUCACAAAAAGAGGGACAAAGAAAAUAGAAUCCGGCUGAGAAAGAUCAGAUAAAACAUCACGGAAACUUCACUCAAUCAAAACUGAGCCACUGUGACGGAUAGGAUAACGAAGGAAUUUCAACCACCUUAUCUGUGCAGUGUUUGGAUAAUUGUAUCGUAACAAUAUAAAAUAAGGUAUUUUUUAAUUUAAAGUUUGCAGGACAUACCAGCUCAGACAUCUCCACCAAUAGUAUUUACUUCAUUGUUUCUCAGAUGUCUGGUAUAUUAUUUAAAAUGCAUUUACCAUAUUCUUGCUUGACAUUUAAGCGGUUUGAAACAAGAUCAUUUAAUUUCCCUGUACUCAUUAUGUAAUAAUGAAUAACCUCCGUGAUAAUUAAAGUACCCACAUAUAGGCUAGAAAAGGAUUUAAUUUAUUUUAAAUGGCAUCUUCUCACACUGAAAUGAGGCUGAUUACAAGUGGGGAAGGUUGGUGGACUGGUACUUUAAAUAGAAUUUACUUUUCUCAAUGCUAUUUCAAAGUAGAAAUCACAUUGUUACCGUACAAAAAUAGCACUAAGUUCUGUUUGCCAAGAACAUUGGGAUUCUAAGACAUUGUGAUAGAAUUUAAAUGCCAUUGUUUUCAAAUAGUGUUUUAUAUUUUAAAAAAACGAAGCUAGUUCCAAAAGUCAUCUCUGAGUUGUUACAUUAUUAAUAUUAACCUGCCAAACAGGUGUUGAUGCUCAACAAGAAGGCUGCAGCCAAUACAGUGAAAUAAAAAUAAUUUUUACUCAAAGUGUCAUCUUGUGGAAUUGCACUGUUAAAUUACAACUGCAGUAUAUAAGGAAUAAGAUAGCAAUUUUAGUUUAUUUAUGUAUUCUGUAUUUACUAGUGUCUGAAAAUAGUGACUGUAAGAUUGGAAAAAGUACAGUAUAACAAGACUAUUUACAUUACUAUGUGCUCUUUAUUAAGUUUGUUUGCCUCAUCAAAUUUGUUGAAACUCAUGAAAUGUAGAGUGCCUAAUCCGUAAGCUCGCUUGGUGUUUAAAAUAUUAGAAGGUAGCCAUUCAAAUCUGCCUGCAUAUUCUAAAAUUUGGCUUUUUACAAUGCAAUAAUUUUAAAUGCCGCUUGUAGUAAAGUAACCCAUUUACAGUACAGUUUUGUAAUGUAAUGCUUUCAGACAUUAUCUGAGCUUAUAAUUUAUCUAGAAAGGCAGUAUUUUAGUUUUGUCAGUCAUAAUGGUAAUUUCCAUUUAUAGUUUAUUGCUUACAUUUUUUUAAAGU